AUGGAGCAACAUUCGAAAGCUUUGCUGCUUUCAUCUUCAAAUUGCCAUGGAUAUUCCAUGUUAGAAUUUGCGAAAGGAGAAAUUUGUGAUUUUUUAAAAAAACAUGAUGUUCAAGAACUAAUAUUUAUACCAUACGCUCAAAAGGGGUAUGAUGGAUACACAAAAACUAUUAAAAAUGUUAUUGUCCCUUGGGGCUUUACUGUGUCUGGUCUACAUACCUUUAAUGACCCAGCAGAGGCUAUCAAAACAGCUAGAGCAAUUUUUAUAGGUGGUGGAAAUACUUUUCUACUUUUAAAGACAUUAUAUGAUAACAAUUUAGUGUCUCUGAUAAGGGAAAGGGUAUGGGCAGGUGAUCUGGCAUAUAUUGGAAGCAGUGCUGGGACAAAUGUAGCUACAAAAAGUAUUCAUACAACUAAUGACAUGCCAAUAAUUUACCCACCUAGUUUUGAUGCUAUUGGUAUUGUUCCAUUUAACAUCAAUCCGCAUUACAUUGAUAAACCUGAAAAUGAGAAACACAAAGGAGAAACCAGAGAUCAAAGGAUAGGUGAAUAUAUGGACAUGCCACAUGCCAGCACAGUAUUAGGAUUAAGAGAAGGAAGCAUUUUACAUGUAAAUGGGAAAUCACUAAUUCUUAAAGGAGUAGCUGGUGCUGUACUUUUUAAGAAGCAAGUAUUAACACAAUGUAUUAUUUCUAGAAUGUUCUAA
Molecule: messenger RNA, 705 nt
Organism: Danaus chrysippus (African queen)
Lineage: Eukaryota; Metazoa; Arthropoda; Insecta; Lepidoptera; Nymphalidae
Source: the annotation of a GenBank genome assembly